UCGCGAGCCCUACUGCUGGCUGUGGAUGUGGCUGUGCCCUCGUCCUCUCUCCUUCCAGAGGAGAACUUUAGGAAACGGCACGUUUCAGCGUGGUUUCAGCUCUCACUUUCCUUUCGCACUUUCUACCCGAUCCUCCUGAGACGUCGUCUUUCCUUAAUCUCUCCGAGUAUGGAAGGAAACAGACGAUCCUUCUUUCAGAAACAUUCUAACCUUCAAUUUAAGAGAAAAGGAGGCAGCAGAAAAGGAAAUUGGUCCAACUCUAGUCGAGAACAAUCUUCUGGAAAUCCUCAUGCCACAGACACUGUCUAUCGGAUACUCUGCCCUUCUAGAAAGAUCGGAAGUGUUAUUGGUAAAGGUGGAAACAUAGUCAAAGCCCUUAGAGAAGAGACACAUGCAAAGAUUACAGUUGCUGAAUCUGUCCCUGGCUCAGAUGAGAGAGUGAUAAUCAUCUAUAGUGCUUCUACAAAGGUCCAUAGGGAAAACGAAAGUGAUGAGGAUCAAGAUCCAGCUGCAGAUAAAGAAGAUGAAUCCAUGGAGCCACAUUGUGCUGCCCAAGAUGCUCUAUUGAAAGUUUAUGACAGAAUUGUCGAGGAAGAGCUUGUUGGUGGAAUGGAAGAUGAAGAUGAGGGUGGAAUUGUUGUCACUGUACGCCUUCUUGUUCCGAAUAAUAUGGUAGGAUGCCUUCUUGGCAAAAAGGGAGAUGUCAUUCAGAGAUUACGAAGUGAUACAGGUGCAAGCAUUCGAGUUCUUCCAGCAAAACAUCUUCCCACCUGUGCUACGGACACUGAUGAAUUGGUGCAGCUAUCAGGAAAACCAGCAGUUACCAAGAGGGCUCUUUAUGAAGUUUCUACUUUGCUGCAUCAAAAUCCAAAAAAAGAUAAACCUCCUUUGAACUUCCCGAUGCCUUAUGGUGCCCAAGGUUUUCACCCCCCUGGUCCUCCCAUGGCUAAUUUGCCCCCUCCAGAUCCAGUGUGGUCUGGAAGGCACCCUAAUUCUCGUGAUAUUGUGCCGCCAAUGUCAUGGAUGGAGGGACAUGGAAACCAGCAGUUUGACUAUGGACCAGGUGAUUAUAAUGGUGGCCCUCCUAUGCAUGGUGGGGAAGCUCCAAGUGAGUUUUCCAUGAAAAUUUUGUGCUCAGCUGGGAAAAUUGGUGGGGUUAUUGGCAAGGGAGGCUUCAACGUGAAACAGUUACAGCAGGAGACUGGAGCAAGUAUUCAUGUGGAGGAUGCAUCAGUGGACUCUGAAGAACGUGUGAUUCGAGUAUCUUCCUUUGAGGCUCUUUGGGAUCCUAGAUCACAAACUAUUGAUGCAAUUCUCCAGCUUCAGAAUAGAACAAGUGAUUUUUCGGAGAAAGGAAUUAUUACCACAAGACUUCUUGUUCCUUCAAGUAAAGUUGGCUGCAUUCUUGGACAGGGCGGUCAAGUAAUCAAUGAGAUGAGGAGGAGAACCCAGGCAGACAUCCGUGUUUACUCCAAGGAAGAUAAGCCCAAGUGUGCAGCCGGUGACGAAGAGCUUGUGCAGAUAUCUGGAAACUUUGGUGUUGCAAAAGAUGCUCUAGCAGAAAUUGCGUCAAGGCUAAGAACAAGAUAUCUGAGGGAUGCUAAUGCUGUAGUAGACCCUGCUCCAGCCGGACCACUUAGGGGAUAUGGUCCUGCAGGAAGUUUUCCUGGUGGAGGGCCGCAUCCACCUGGCCCCGUAAGAGCUGGGAGCCCCAGUGGAUAUGAAUUUGCAAAGGGUGGCAUACGUGAAUAUGAACACUCAAGCUAUCCAGUUACUCCGAGUGCUACUAGAUAUUCUAGCAUCAACAACGCUGUGGAUAUGAGGGUGCCAACUAAUGUUGCUGUAGGUUCUUUAGCUGGAAAAGGAGGGAGUAAUGUGAGUGAGAUUGCUGGAACAAGGUUGAAGCUCCAUGAUCCUCACCCUGGUGGUGUUGACCUUGAUAUUCAUGGGUCUUCUGAGCGUUUGACUGCUCACCAGAGCAUUCUUCAUGGGUAUGCUGCUCCUACUGGACAAAACAAUCCGCCUCAAGGUUCCUUCCAGAACUAUCACACCCCACAAAGUGCAUAUCCAAAUUUCAGUGCUCCGCAGAACCCCUAUCAUAACACCAUUGCCCAACAGUCUCCCUACCAGAACAUGAAUUCUCAGCAGACCCCGUAUCAGCACUUCAACGCACAGCCAGCUCACUACCAUAACGUAGGCGCACAAGGUUCUUACCCUUACUGAAUAGAAUUCUGCUGAUUUUUGUACCAUAAUUUCCUGUACUGUCUCAUAAUUUGAUGAUUGUUGCUGGCUUUAUCAGCAUUUAGUUUUUUCAUGACUAUAACUUUCCAAGUUUUUCCUUGUCAUGGAUAAGAAACUUUUGGCUAUAGGGAAAACUAUAAUUGUCUGCUAGAGAGCAAGCUGCUUGGUUUAUCUGCUUAGCGAUGUACUAGUUUCUGUAUAGAGAAAUCUAGUUAUUGAUUGCCAUAUUUUGGAUUUAGAUGAUGAUUUUCUUCUGUUUUGGAAA
Molecule: messenger RNA, 2506 nt
Organism: Diospyros lotus (date-plum)
Lineage: Eukaryota; Viridiplantae; Streptophyta; Magnoliopsida; Ericales; Ebenaceae
Product: KH domain-containing protein HEN4-like
Exons: 8
Coding region: 169-2223 (684 amino acids)
Biological process (GO): regulation of gene expression
Cellular component (GO): cytoplasm; nucleus
Molecular function (GO): mRNA binding
Source: RefSeq, a predicted model, not a curated record